This is a messenger RNA of Penicillium atrosanguineum, 1806 nucleotides long. Its product is annotated as fungal specific transcription factor domain-containing protein. Lineage: Eukaryota; Fungi; Ascomycota; Eurotiomycetes; Eurotiales; Aspergillaceae. Gene Ontology annotation, biological process: DNA-templated transcription. The transcript has 6 exons. Bases 1 to 1806 code for a protein of 601 amino acids. The record is from RefSeq and is a predicted model, not a curated record. Gene Ontology annotation, molecular function: DNA binding; zinc ion binding.
AUGAGCCAGAAUUCUUCCGCUGCGGCUAUGAAUGAAUCUUCACAGAUUAAUUCUAUUCAAAAUCACUCGGCACAGUCUACGCCGAGUGCAAGACACACCCUUUUGAAUCCUGGGCUGAGCAACAUUGAAGAUGAGCAAAGGAACGGCAUUGAAAUCGCCGAGGCCGCCUUGGGUCAACCAAGAAGAAUUGGCGAAGUGCCAUUUUAUACUGGUGAUCAAACGGGACCAACGUCAGCACUCAAUAUUUGCUCGCCAGAUGAAUCAUUACCGAAGCACUUCCUGAUCCCAGCGAGCGUGACAGAACUAUCCAACGAUGACCGAGAGUUCUUGCAAAAGAAAGGGGUAUACAAUCUCCCGAAAAACGACACCUGCGAUAGACUCAUUGCGGCAUAUCUUCUCCAUGUGCAUCCUAUCAUGCCUGUAAUCGAGGCAGAUGACCUUCUGCUUCAUUACCAAGCUGGAAAACUUCAAUACUACAAUCUUUCCCUCUUGUGGAGCAUUUUCUUCGCGGCGACGAAUUUUGUUUCGAACGACAUUCCUGAAGAAGAGGGUUAUUCAUCAAGGAGAGAGAUGAAAUAUGCUUUUUACUCUCGCGCAAAGUGCAUGUACAGGAACGGUAAUGAGAGAAACAAGAUCGUAUUACUGCAGACAUCCCUUCUUCUGGGAUUCUUUCACUCAGAGAUGGACGAGCAUGGGCAACCUUGGUACUGGACAGGCAUCGCAAUAAGCUUCUGCCAAAUCCUUGGUCUGCAUCGCAACCCUGACUUUUCAAAACGGAACCCAUCCAUAACCGAGCGGCAGAGAUCCUUUUGGCGCCGUCUUUGGUGGAGCUGCGUUUUCCGAGAUCGCUGGCUCAGUCUUACAAUGGGUAGGCCUCUUCGAAUUAACCUCGACGAUUGCGAUACCCCAUUUCCGUCGCCAGAUGACCUACUUUAUGAUAUCGUUGGCUUGCAGGAGCCUUUUGUCAGCUCAUAUAUACCCAGUGAUAUGGCUAGACUGGCCAAGUAUUGGGUAAUGCUGAUUUCAUUGAGUCUCCAGCUGGGAAGCGUUCUGGCUAUGAACUACCGAACUGUUCGUCCUAAACCCUCUGUCCAUGAGAUCGGGGCCCUUGAGGAACGUUUACUACAGUGUGAUCUUCCGGAUCAAUAUGAAGCCGGCUUAACAAAGGCCUCGAGGUUCUACUCGAAUCAUGUUCAUUUGCACUACCAGGCCUUACUAAUCACAUUUUAUCGUCCGUUUGGCACUGACGUUCCUCGCGAUCUUCAACCCGUGGAGAAAGAAGAUUGGCAACAUCGGCUGAAGCUAAAAGCCGACGCUGCCGCGUCUCGGGCAAACGAGAUCUUGGAGGCGCUUGUUCAAGAAGGACUCCUUUACUUUGCCGGACCAAUGACGCCUCCCCUUCUUGUCCCCGCCAUGCAAACCCAUUUACUGCAAUGCAAGACUGGUGACGCUCUCUCCAAGCGAAUCAGGCUAAACAAGCUUGAGAUGUGCAUGCUUGUCAUGGAAGAGUUUCAGAAAACCUACACUGUCGCUUCACUCUAUCGUGGCAUUUUCGUCAAAGCAAUAGAACAGAUAUUCCCUGGAUACUCGGCCCCCACAACAUAUCCAAAGGCGAUCACCGACAGCGCCGUUGCUUCUGACACUGGUAUCCGACAAGAAAACUUCCAUAUGGCUCCGGAAAACUCCGAUCAGGUUGCACAGUUCGAUGACACGCAAUUUGGCAAUGUGGAUGGCAAUAAUUUGAUGAGUGCCUUGAUGGACGAGGCUUCGAUUUUCAGUUUCUGGGAGUCUUGGAAUCAGAUUUGA